Messenger RNA from Pseudogymnoascus destructans, 1413 nucleotides. It is a transcript of the gene GRE2, whose product is annotated as methylglyoxal reductase (NADPH-dependent) gre2. The record is from RefSeq and is a predicted model, not a curated record. NCBI's taxonomy places the organism in Eukaryota, Fungi, Ascomycota, Leotiomycetes, Thelebolales, Thelebolaceae. The coding region runs from base 199 to 1236 and encodes 345 amino acids. The transcript is spliced from 5 exons. Gene Ontology annotation, molecular function: oxidoreductase activity, acting on the CH-OH group of donors, NAD or NADP as acceptor.
GGUUAAUGUAUAUUUCACAGCAUUUGUCAGGUCGGGGUUAAUGGUAAAUAUAUUCCAUGGCGUUUGUAACCCCGCACCUCGCCGAAUUAAGUCGUCAUUAAGGCCAUUCUUCCAAAGUUUGCCCUUUAUCUACUCUUCAGUUUUUGUUGACAAGUUUCUACUCGUAUUUUCAAUCCAUUCUACAAUAUAACAAUCAUCAUGACACGCGUACUUCUUACAGGUGGCAGCGGCUUUAUCGCUGCCCACGUUCUGGAGUCUCUCCUUACCCGUGGCCACUCUGUGGUGACAACUGUUCGCUCUCAAGAGAAGGCCGACAAGAUCAAGCAGGCAUACCCUGAUCUCGGCAAGGACAAGCUUGACUUCGCUAUCGUCGAGGACAUUGCCCAGGAAGGUGCAUUCGACAAGGCCGUGAUCUCGGACCCGCCGUUUGAGAGUGUCAUCCACACUGCGUCUCCAUUCCACUUCAACGUCACAGAUACCAAGAAGGACCUCCUUGACCCCGCCAUCAAUGGAACAACAGGCAUCCUGAAGGCUAUCAAGAAGAGUGCCCCGUCAGUCAAGCAUGUGGUUAUCACGUCAUCCUUCGCUGCCAUUCUCAACGGAGCCAAGCUUCCUAACUGGCCCGAACACACCUAUACCGAGGAGGACUGGAACCCGAUAACAGAAGAGCAAGCCCUUACAAGCCCGGCAGAGGGUUACCGAGCCAGCAAGACCUUCGCCGAGAGAGCUGCAUGGGACUUCGUCUGUGACGAGAAGCCCAACUUCGCAAUCAGCACCGUCAACCCCCCGAUGGUCUUCGGGCCAGUCGUCAACUACCUCAACUCCCUGGAUUCGCUGAACACAUCCAACCAGCGCAUUCGUGACUUCGCCCAGGGCAAGGCAAAGAACGGUCUGCCAAACUCCGGCAUCUACCUGUGGAUCGAUGUCCGCGACCUGGCUCUCAUCCACGUGAGGCAGAUUGAGGUCCCAGAGGCACAGGGCAAGCGUUUCUUCGCUACCGCUGGGUACUUCUCGAACAAGGAGAUCGCAGAUGCUAUCAGGAACAACUUCCCCGAGUACAAGGACAACUUGCCCGCUGCGGAUGCGCCAGGCGAUGGCGACUAUCCAAACGGUUCUACCGAGUCCCUGCACAAGUAUGAUAACAGCCGUACCGUUAAGACGCUUGGUAUCAAGUUCAGGACCAUCGAGGAGAGCAUUGUGGACCUGGUUAAGUCGCUGAAGGCCGUCGGUUUGUAAGUAGACUGUCUAUAUAGAGCUAUUUAGCUAAAUUGUUUUUGGCAAUAUAUUUAGACGGCGUACAGCAAAUACCACCAGAAGCCAACUUUGAUAUCGACUUAUUUAUACACAGUACAGAUAUAUAUACUAGAAUAGUCAACCUAAUACUACUAUACUACAAUAUCAAUACAAUUCCAC